UGCUUCCAAAUCAAACGACAAACCAUCAUACCACAUAUCAUGUCUCAAAUUACUCAUAUCUCCUAUUCCUCUGUUUUUUUCCCGACAAUUUUGGGGAAACAAAUAGUCCCUCUUGUUGAUGAAGCUUUUUGUUGGUAUCCUGGUCCAGAGCACGUUGCUACUCCUUUGCCAAUUUCCAAUUCAGGCUCUGACGCAGCUGUGACUGAACUUUGUGUUCUUGGUAAGAAAGUGACCAUCUCAGAUCUUUCUCAAUGCAAAGAUGAUGACUUUAUGCAGAAGAUUGCCACGUUUCCUGGGGAAGAAGAUGAAGAGGCAGAGAACGGUGUGAUUGUUACUGAAGGCAUUGUUGAGGAAUACCUAGCAGUUGAUCACCGAGAGUUGGAAGACGACUGUGAGAAGUUGGCUCCUACUUUGCAAAAUGAAAGCAGACUGGGGCUACCUCCAGUGUCUCCGAGUCACUGCAGGAGAAAUAUAAUCGUGGCAGAGCUCUUUGAUGAGGUGUGGCUGGAAGUCCUGGGUUGCAUGGAGGAGCUGAUCCGGAAGCACUGGGAAGGGCAUGUUUCAGAUGAAGAGAAGAGCACUGCCUCAGAUGAAAGUGCAGGAAUCGAGCCCAAAAAUUUGUUCUUGCCUCUCGAACCGCAGCCAUCGCAAGUUCAAGUGCCAGCUUUGAGCUCUUAUUUAACAAAAUCUCAGGUUGGCAAGGUGUAACCAGUGGUGUGCUUUUUACAAUUUAUAUAAAUGACUUGGAUGAAGGGACAGAGGCAUGGUUGUAAAUUUUAACAAGGAUGACAUAAAGAAAGAUAGAAAAGGUUGUGAUACUUUGGAACUCUCUUCAAAAGUGAUGGAAGC
Rhincodon typus (whale shark) is the source of this 849-nucleotide messenger RNA. RefSeq names its product protein FAM149B1-like. The transcript has 7 exons. The record is from RefSeq and is a predicted model, not a curated record. The coding region runs from base 40 to 708 and encodes 222 amino acids. Gene Ontology annotation, biological process: protein localization to cilium; cilium assembly. NCBI's taxonomy places the organism in Eukaryota, Metazoa, Chordata, Chondrichthyes, Orectolobiformes, Rhincodontidae.